AUGCACCUCCGCCCCGACCACGCAGUCCACGACCUCCCAACCCUCCACGCAUUUAUCCGACAACACCCGUUGGGCCUCCUAACAACCUCGCUCCCAUCAACCGACUUCCCGACGCUGCAAUGCACGCAUAUACCCUGGGUCCUUGACCCUCCAGAGGGUUUUGCAGACGCAGAUCUAAACUCUAAUUCGAAUUCGAAACCGGAGAAAGGGAAGCUGCGCGGUCAUAUUGCCCGCACGAACCCGCAUACAAGGGCGAUGGUUCAGGCUGUUACGGGAACGGGGAGGGAUGCCGGGUCCGAUUUCGUCACGGCGGAUGCCAGUGGUACGCAGGGCCUGACUCUACCUGGUGAAGUCUUGAUCGUGUUUACAAGUCCGAUCGAUCACUACAUCUCGCCGCAUUUCUAUACCGAGACGAAAAAUUUGAAUGGGAAGGUUGCGCCGACGUGGAACUAUGCUGCUGUGCAGGUUUAUGGGCGGAUGGUUGUUUAUCAUGAUGUAAAGGAUAAGAAAACUGGACGGUUUCUUAUGGAUCAGUUGGGGGAUUUGGCGAGGCUUGGUGAGGUUGGUGUUAUGGGGUAUACUUCCAGAGAAGGAUGGAAUGAUGGGACGGAUGUGGAACGAGGCGAUCAGGGACGAUCUCCGUGGGAGAUUGCCGAUGCCCCGAGGGAGUACAUCGAGACGCUGAAGAAGGGCAUCGUCGGGAUGGAGGUGGAGAUCACGAGGGUUGAGGGCCGGUUUAAGGUUAGUCAAGAGAAAAGGGGGAUGGAUCGCGAGGGUGUUGUGGGCGGGCUUGAGGCGAUUGGAAGUGCGCGGGCGAGCGAGAUGGCAAGGUUUGUAAGGAGUGGGAGGGUCGUUUAG
Molecule: messenger RNA, 858 nt
Organism: Penicillium argentinense
Lineage: Eukaryota; Fungi; Ascomycota; Eurotiomycetes; Eurotiales; Aspergillaceae
Product: FMN-binding negative transcriptional regulator
Exons: 1
Coding region: 1-858 (285 amino acids)
Source: RefSeq, a predicted model, not a curated record